Molecule: messenger RNA, 387 nt
Organism: Anisakis simplex (herring worm)
Lineage: Eukaryota; Metazoa; Nematoda; Chromadorea; Rhabditida; Anisakidae
Source: the annotation of a GenBank genome assembly
AUGAUCGAUGGCACGUUUGGUAAAGUCCAAAGUAUAGCCGUUAUUGGACGUCUCUAUUGCGGCAGAAAACCCCCUAAACCAUGGCCAAAUAUGACGAUCGCCCUUUGGGAUCGUAAUUAUUUUAGCCCACACGAUUUACUUGCUAAGACCACAAGUGGAAAGGAUGGCUCGUUCAAGGUGUUCGGUCAAGAAGAUAAAUUCUUUGCAAUUGAACCCUUCAUUAGAAUCACACACAACUGUGAUCUGGGCUAUCCGAAUAACACGCACCCGAGAUGUUGGCACACUGAUCACUACGAUAUUCCAUCCGGUUAUAUAAAUAGCAUAUUCGACUUUAAGAGUCUCCAUUUACAUAUCGAGGGGAGUCGCAGAUGGAUCAAAUGUAAUUAG